AUGAUUCAAGAUACUGCUCGUUUAAUCGUUGCUCAGCUUCUCUUUUGUUUGGGUUCUUUCAACGUCGUUGGAGCAAGAGUCGGUAGUCAAGCUUCAGUACCGCAUGAAGAUAUGGCUUCAGUCAUCGCACUUCUAACACUCUGGUCGACACUAGGAUCUUCAAUUGGGUCAGCAGUGUCGUCGGCAAUCUGGACGAAUGAGAUGUUAGAUCAAAUGUACAUGGAGAUGCCUGGAGUUGACGGUAAGACAGUUCGUACACUGUAUGGGAAUAUCAAGAAGCUCCGUACCAGCUACGACUUUGAUGACCCCGUCAGACAAGGAGCUAUCCGAGCAUAUUCCUAUGUUAAUGGUCAUAUCGCAAUUGCGGCUCUUGUUCUGUCGGCGAUUCCACUGUUAGCUACCUUGUUCAUGCCGAAUUUCUAUUUAGGCGAGCAGCAGAAUGCUGUCACAAACACAGGCUUGGAUGGAGAGAGGAUUGAAGUACCAACCCGAGGUGGAGUUGUGGGAAGCUCGUUUUGGAAGAGGUUGACGGCGUUCUAUCACAAGGAAUCGUAG
Cadophora gregata is the source of this 555-nucleotide messenger RNA. RefSeq lists its product as uncharacterized. The coding region runs from base 1 to 555 and encodes 184 amino acids. The transcript has a single exon. The record is from RefSeq and is a predicted model, not a curated record. Lineage: Eukaryota; Fungi; Ascomycota; Leotiomycetes; Helotiales; Ploettnerulaceae. Gene Ontology annotation, biological process: transmembrane transport. Gene Ontology annotation, molecular function: transmembrane transporter activity.